Messenger RNA from Cooperia oncophora, 657 nucleotides. The record is from the annotation of a GenBank genome assembly. Lineage: Eukaryota; Metazoa; Nematoda; Chromadorea; Rhabditida; Trichostrongylidae.
AUGAAGUCUGUCGCUGUGCUUCGGUCUGUCUCACGACUUGCGGGAAAAGCGGUGAGGAUGAAUUUUGCUUGCCACGUUCCAGUUCGUGCCAUAUCAACAUCGCAAAGGGGUAGGCAUCGAUAUCUGGUUCUUUAUCUUUCCAAUCUCGUGUUAUUAAUCGACAGUUCUCCCUCAGAAAAGUCCUGUGAUUCUAUUCCAGCCUUUAAUGUGGCUCCAGAACUAGCUCAAGCACUGACCAGAGAGAUCGAAGCUGAGCAACAGUUAUCACAGGAGAAUCUUGGUGGGUCCGCUGCACCAUCAUUCCACGGCUUCAAGCUUACAACUAAAGAAGCCGAGGUGCGUCUAACCAAGCAGCAUGGGAACGAAAGUAUCCUUGUCGUCUUCAACGUCAACCACUCUGUGGAUAUGGAUGAAGGAUUCGAUGACGAAGCCCAGCCCGAGGCUGCCCCAGUGCCUGUUGCACUGCCUCCAUUCACUGUCGAGAUCACAAAGGGAGGCGAACGUCUUUGCUUCCAUUUGGAACUGGUUGAAAGCGUAGAUGUCCAGGGAGAAUAUGAUUUCCGUGUGUACGAGGAGUUUACCGUGCGCCGCGCCAGCAGCUGUCAAAGACCGGCAAUGAAUGAUGUCGCCUCGCGCGGAAGUUUAUGCCAGCAGUGA